Messenger RNA from Nerophis lumbriciformis (worm pipefish), 1311 nucleotides. NCBI's taxonomy places the organism in Eukaryota, Metazoa, Chordata, Actinopteri, Syngnathiformes, Syngnathidae. The record is from RefSeq and is a predicted model, not a curated record.
AUGAGAAGAGGGAUCUCUUCGGCUCCGGACAAAGUGAUUUUAACAGGCGUUGGGGGCUCACAUCUCGACAAUAAUAUCAUUCUAACAGCGCUCUCGGAUCGAUUAAACCCAGCUCAAGCCAAUGCUACUUAUAUCCAAAUAAUAACUACACCACCGCCUUGCAACGUAACACAGACCUCAAAUGUAUGUUUAUCUGAGCCCUCGAUAAACAACAUUUACACCACUCCACAACAGGCUGCAGCAAAUGGAAGUGGACAUCGACCCGCAUUAGGAAGGCCGCCGGCCAAAAGGCGGCUAGCCCUCGAUGAUUCUGACCACCAGUACCAGUCAGAACCGUCAAGAACUCCAAAAGGUAGAGGAAGUGCUACAUUAGCCAUUGGAGCACAUUUAAAGACGCCAAAAACGCCCAAGUCUCCACCAGAGAGGACGCGGUACGACACCUCUCUGGGACUCUUAACAAAGAAGUUUGUGGACUUGCUCGCCCAGUCUGUUGACGGAGUUUUGGACCUAAACCUUGCUGCAGAAACUUUACAGGUGCAGAAAAGAAGGCUGUAUGACAUCACUAAUGUACUCGAGGGUAUUCACCUCAUCAAGAAGAAAUCAAAAAACAACAUUCAAUGGAUGGGCUGCAGUCUGUUGGAGGUUGAGGGGUCACUGAACCAGAGACAAAGACUGACAGCAGAAGUUUCUGCGCUGGCGGAAGAAGAGCAGAAACUUGAGCAACUCAUUCAGAGAUGCACCCUGGAUGCGAGGCACAUGAGCGAGUCGCCAAGCAACGAGAAAUAUGCGUAUGUGACAUGUGAGGACAUCAAUCAACUGGGAAACCUUCAGGAUCAAACUGUUAUUGUUGUCAAGGCACCCACGGACACGAAACUAGAAGUCCCAGAUCCUGAUGAGAGUCUAUCCAUUCACUUGACCAGCACCAGAGGUCCUAUAGAGGUUCUAUUGUGUCCAGAUGAGAAUGACCACAGUAGUCCGGUGAAAAAUGGGAGCAUGGACAUCAAUGGGAACUCGCCUUUCCUCAAAGUCUUUCAAGAGACCACCAUCCCGACCACGUCUCCUGGCCCCAACACUGCUGUGUCUGUCAAUUCUCUCUCGCCAAUCUCGUCCCAAUUCACCAGUCUUCUCCAGCAAACGGAAGACCAGAUGCCCUCAUCCCUGGGGCCUUUCUUGAACCUGGGGCCUCCCCUUCUGGAGCAAGACGACUAUCUUUUAGGAUUGGGAGACGACCAGGGAAUCAGCGACUUGUUUGACACCUGUGACUUUGAUAAAAUGCCCUCACUUGGCCUGGAUGAUCUCCUGUGUAGCUAG